AUGUCCUUAGAGUUAGCCCAAGAAUUCGUCGACUUUGUCAAUGACCUGCCGACGCCUUACCAUGCCGUCAACAGCGUGAAGAAGAUGCUCACCGGCGCUGGUUUCACCGAGAUCAAUGAGCGCCAAAACUGGAACGACUACAAGCUUAAGAAAGAAGGCAAGUACUUCGUCACCCGGAACGGUUCGUCGCUUGUUGGCUUCACCGUGGGUGGCAAGUUCCAAAAUGGCAACGGUAUCGCCAUUGUGGGGGCUCAUACUGAUUCGCCUUGUUUGCGGAUCAAGCCGAUUUCUAAGCGGACUAAAGAGGGUUUCAUUCAAGUGGGUGUUGAGCAAUAUGGGGGUUUAAUCGCCCACCUGUGGUUCGAUCGGGAUUUACUGAUUGCUGGUCGUGUCUACGUCAACGAAAACGGUCAAUUCGUGCCUAAGCUCCUCAAGAUCGACCAACCUUUGCUCAGAAUCCCCACGUUGGCAAUCCAUUUGGACCGUGAAGUCAAUCAAAAGUUUGAGUUCAACAAGGAAGAACAAUUGGUCCCUAUUGCUGGCCAAGUGGCUUGUGACCCGUUGGAAAAGGAAGACGCUGCUGCUACUGAACUGGGUUGUUGCAAGGGUGAAAAGUUGAACCCGGAAGAGUUUUCUUCCGUCCAGCAUGUCAUUUCUCGUCACAGCAAGCUGCUUAUUGAAGUCAUUGCCAAAGAUCUCGGCGUCGACCCUUCUCAGAUCGAGGAUUUCGAAUUAGUGUUGUAUGACAACCAAAAGUCGGUACUCGGGGGUUUGAACAAGGAGUUUAUUUUCUCCGCUAGAUUGGACAACUUAACCUCGUGCUUCACCGCUACUCAGGGGCUUAUCGACUCCACCAAGACACUUUCUGAGCAACGCGGAAUUAACUUAAUUUCUUUAUUUGACCAUGAGGAGAUUGGGCUGGUGUCCGCUCAGGGGGCAGACUCUACUUUUCUUCCCGAUGUCAUUACCCGCCUUACUAAAGUUAAUUUCGACGGCGGGGAAGCCACUGACUACUUUCACGAGCUGAUGGCGAAAUCCUUUUUGCUUUCGUCCGAUAUGGCUCACGGUGUCCAUCCCAACUACCCCACAAAGUACGAAGCCGUGAACCGCCCGCAAUUAAAUAAGGGGCCGGUGAUCAAGAUCAACGCCAAUCAGAGAUACGCCACCAACUCGCCCGGAAUUGUGUUAUUGAAGAAAACCGCCGAUAUCGCUAGAGUGCCCCUUCAGCUUUUUGUGGUCAGAAACGAUUCUCCCUGUGGCUCAACUAUCGGUCCCAUUUUGUCCGCAAAAUUGGGCAUACGGACUUUAGACUUGGGCAACCCGCAGCUUUCGAUGCAUUCGGUUAGAGAGACCGGGGGUUCGUUCGACAUCGAACCUUUGACGAACUUGUUCGCCAAGUUCUUCGAGAACUACGUCACCUUAGAUGAGAAAAUCUUGUGUGACCACUUAUGA
Messenger RNA from Diutina rugosa, 1452 nucleotides. Its product is annotated as aspartyl aminopeptidase. Gene Ontology annotation, molecular function: zinc ion binding; metalloaminopeptidase activity. NCBI's taxonomy places the organism in Eukaryota, Fungi, Ascomycota, Pichiomycetes, Serinales, Debaryomycetaceae. The coding region runs from base 1 to 1452 and encodes 483 amino acids. Gene Ontology annotation, biological process: proteolysis. Gene Ontology annotation, cellular component: fungal-type vacuole. The record is from RefSeq and is a predicted model, not a curated record. The transcript has a single exon.